Molecule: messenger RNA, 3227 nt
Organism: Erpetoichthys calabaricus (reedfish)
Lineage: Eukaryota; Metazoa; Chordata; Cladistia; Polypteriformes; Polypteridae
Gene: kcnq3
Product: potassium voltage-gated channel, KQT-like subfamily, member 3
Exons: 15
Coding region: 70-2634 (854 amino acids)
Biological process (GO): transmembrane transport; potassium ion transport
Cellular component (GO): membrane
Molecular function (GO): voltage-gated potassium channel activity
Source: RefSeq, a predicted model, not a curated record
UCGCGCAGAUCAUGGCAUGCGGCUCUUUCAAGUUUCCAAUACGCCUUCCGCUCACCACCGCUAAAGAAAAUGGGGAUCAAGUCCAGGAAUGGUGUUAGUGCUUCGGCAGAGGAAAAGGACAAAAAGGCGGGGCUGACGGGCGACUUAGACCAAGGCAACUUGGGCUUGGGGUCCGGAGCCGAUAAAGAUGGAACCCUCUUGCUGGUGGGGCCCGGCAGAGAAGACUUCAAACGAGGAUCUCAGGGUCUGGGGCUUUUGGCCAAAACGCCCCUGGGUUAUGGUAGACCUGUCAAGAGGAAUAAUGCAAAGUAUCGGAGGAUUCAAAACUUGAUCUACGACGCGCUGGAAAGACCCCGCGGAUGGGCGCUGCUCUACCACGCGUUCGUGUUUUUGAUUGUACUCGGAUGUUUAAUUCUGGCUAUCUUGACGACCUUUAAGGAAUAUGAAGAGGACUCUGCAGACUGGCUCCUCAUACUAGAAACCUUCACCAUUUUCAUAUUUGGAGCAGAGUUUGCUUUGAGGAUUUGGGCUGCAGGCUGCUGCUGCAGAUACAAAGGAUGGAGAGGGCGUCUGAAAUUUGCCAGGAAGCCUUUGUGUAUUUUAGAUAUCUUUGUACUUAUCGCCUCAGUGCCAGUUGUGGCAGUACGAAACCAAGGGAAUGUAUUGGCCACCUCUUUAAGAAGUCUGCGUUUUCUACAGAUUUUACGGAUGCUUCGAAUGGACAGGAGGGGAGGAACGUGGAAGCUUUUAGGUUCAGCCAUAUAUGCACACAGCAAGGAGCUGAUCACAGCCUGGUACAUUGGAUUUCUGUCGCUCAUUCUUGCCUCGUUCCUCGUUUACCUUGUUGAGAAAGACGACGUCGUCAUGGAUAUCACGAGUUCACCUACUGGAAGUCCCAACCACAGCCAGGACUUUGACACUUAUGCCGAUGCUCUCUGGUGGGGCUUGAUAACCUUAACCACCAUCGGCUAUGGUGACAAGACCCCAAAAACAUGGGCUGGUCGUCUUCUAGCUGGCACUUUUGUCCUCAUUGGCGUCUCAUUCUUUGCCCUUCCAGCUGGAAUUUUAGGUUCUGGUUUGGCUUUGAAAGUUCAGGAACAACAUCGGCAAAAACACUUUGAGAAACGGAGACACCCUGCUGCUGGAUUAAUACAGUCAGCCUGGAGAUAUUAUGCCACCAACCCCACCCGAGAUGACCUCAUUGCCACCUGGAGAUUUUAUGAAACCGUCAUAUCCCUGCCAUGUUUCAGAAAGGAUCUACUGGAAGGAGUUGCCAGCCAAAAACUGAGUCUCCUGGAUCGCGUGCGUCUCCCCAAUCCUCGCGCCACUGCUAUAAAGGGCAAGCUCUUUACCCCCAUGAGUACUGAUGCCAUCGAGGAAAGUCCUUCGAGGGAACCAAAGACGGGAGGUUUCACCAAUCGAGAGCGAUUCCGGACUGCCUUUCGGAUGAAGGCAUAUGCUUUCCGACAAAGUUCUGAAGAUGCUGGCGCACUAGCAGAUCCGGGGACUGAAGAAAAGGGCUUUCCCAGUGACAUACUGAUGGAGGAGAGCAUCCCAACACUUAAAGGCGUAAUCAGGGCGGUCAGAAUUUUGAAGUUUCUUCUAAACAAAAAGAAAUUCAAAGAGACCUUGAGGCCUUACGAUGUGAAGGAUGUGAUAGAGCAGUACUCAGCGGGGCACCUUGACAUGCUUUCUAGAAUCAAAUACCUCCAGACAAGAAUAGAUAUGAUCCUGGCUCCUGGACCACCGUCAACUCCGAAACACAAGAAGCCACAAAAAGGACCUUUUAUGUACCCCUCACAGCAAUCUCCAAGCAGAAAUGAGCCAUAUUUAUCCAAAGCACCACUGCCAGAGGCUGAAGACCAAAGUAUGAUGGGGAGAUUUAUAAAAGUGGAAAGACAGGUAGAACAUAUGGAGAAAAAACUUGACUUCCUAGUCGACAUGCAUUUGCAGCAUAUGGAUCAACUGCCUCCGGACCAGAGCAGGCCAUUAACGAAAGACAUUUCCGAACCAGAGAUUCCAGCUGAGGAAAAGCAGGAUGACAAAUACACAGACUUCAAGCGAGUCUUCUUCAAUUACACUGAGCCGUGCCCUCCUAUGUCUUACCAAAUUCCUGUCAGCAAGGUUACGCCGUACAGCUUCUUCAGGAAGGAGCCCCACCAUACCAGCUUCUCAUCGCCUUUGAUGAUGGAAGAGUUAGGCUGCAUGAGAUUGCCUCAUCCUUCCAUGCUUUACAUCGAACGGCCCAAUGUUUUGCCAAUCAGUACGCUGGUGGAUUCUCGAAACAGCCCACCUUCAGAAGGAGACGGUCAAAGCCCUUUCAUGGAUUAUACAUCCCCGAGGCAAGGGAGAACCACGGUGAGGGACACGGACACCCCACUCUCACUUCUUUCUGUUAAUCACGAGGAACUGGAACGCUCACCCAGCGGCUUCAGCAUCUCUCAAGAGAAAGAGGAUUUGACUUUUGGUCUCAAUGGAUGUAGCUCAAGCUGGAUGAAAGAAAAACGAUAUCUUGCCGAGGGUGAGACCGACACGGAUACUGAUCCCUUUACACCAAGUGGACCUCUUCCCUUGUCGUCAACUGGAGAGGGAUUCCCAGACUCAGUAUGGACCAGCUCUAGUAACCCUCUUUAGUUGUUUCUUUCUUCUUUUUCUUUUUAAUUUUUUUCACAAGGGAAGUACGGUAGAGUAGUAAAUGAAAACUUGACUUCCAUUUGUAAAAUAUAUAUACACUUUGUAUAUUUCACCACAUUAAAUACUAAUACUGAGAUUCACCCAAAGCUUAAACGCUGCAAAGCAAAAAGGCACUGCAUGUAAUGCAUGCAAAUCUAGUGGUAGACAGUGCAAAACUCAGAUAACAAAGAGCAAAAAAAAAAAUCUAUGCUAUUUCAUAACGAGAUCAUUUUUGUGCAUGGUUUGCAUGGAGCUACAUCAUAACAAAUUGUUUAAACCAAAUGUCCUCAGAAUUAAUGUGUAGUACAUGUGUGGCUUUCAUUCUGAUUUUGUUAGACCAGACACGACAAAAUUCACAGAAUGCUUGUAUUCCUUCUGAAGCAGAUGCAGCAAGGUAUCCAGCAGGCAGUGAACAUCAUCUGCCAUAUAGUUCAUGCCUUACUGUAUGGUGGGCAUGAAGAAAAUACAAUAUGAUACACCAUCGUUUUUGUGUAGCGCUCUUCACUGAGUGCAGGCGCAGAGCGCUGUGAACAAUUCUCAUUUAAAUAACAAGU